This is a messenger RNA of Cuscuta campestris, 2155 nucleotides long. The record is from the annotation of a GenBank genome assembly. Lineage: Eukaryota; Viridiplantae; Streptophyta; Magnoliopsida; Solanales; Convolvulaceae.
CCCCCCUCUUCUCCAGUUGUCGCGGCGCCAUUCAUCCACCGUCGCACUCUCCACCUUCUCCGCUUUUCUCUCGCCGCACAACAAUAAGCACCUCCGUCACCGCCGCCGCGACCGCCGCAUCUCUCAUCGCGGCCUCCUUCCCCUUCCUCCUCCCCGCCGUCGCGCCGCACUGGCGGACGCCGUAAUAUCUGUCCAUGGACUACUUACCAACUCCUUUCAAAGGAGUUGUGGAGGAUUUUAGGGGAAGGAGAAAAUGUUACAAAGAUGACUGGAUGGACGCGUUUAGCUCUGGCGUGAGGAUACUGGCUCCAACAACUUACAUUUUCUUUGCUUCCGCCCUUCCGGUCAUUGCUUUUGGUGAGCAGUUGAGCAGGGAGACAGAGAGAAGCUUAACCACGGUUGAAACUCUUGCAUCAACUGCAAUUUGUGGAAUUGUUCAUUCCAUUUUUGGCGGGCAGCCUCUGAUGAUUUUGGGAGUUGCAGAGCCUACGAUCAUAAUGUAUACCUAUCUCUAUGGUUUUGCUAGUAGCAGGCAAGACAUUGGGAAGGAACUCUUUGUAGCUUGGGCAGGAUGGGUUUGUGUCUGGACAGCUGUCUUGCUGUUUCUUCUGGCUAUAUUUAAUGCUUGUAUAAUCAUCAACAAGUUUACAAGGAUUGCUGGGGAACUUUUUGGCAUGUUGAUUACAGUUCUAUUUUACCAAGAGGCAAUAAAGGGAUUAUUCAGUGAAUUUCGAAUUCCUAAAGGUGAAGAUCCCACAUUGGAGAAGUACAAGUUCCAUUGGCUCUAUACAAAUGGGCUAUUGGCAAUAAUAUUCUCAUUUGGAUUACUAUUAACUGCACUUAAAAGUAGACAAGCGAGGUCUUGGCCUUAUGGUACAGGAUGGUUGCGAAGUUUUAUUGCAGACUAUGGGGUUCCUCUCAUGGUUGUGUUGUGGACAGCAGUGUCUUAUGGUGUACCCGGACAAAUUGCAUCUGGUAUUCCUCGAAGGCUAUUUUCUCCUCUCCCUUGGGAUUCUUCAUCACUGUACCAUUGGACAGUAGUCAAGGAUAUGGCAAGAGUCCCAGUUGGUUACAUCUUUGCUGCCUUUAUUCCGGCGAUUAUGAUUGCAGGACUAUACUUUUUUGAUCAUAGUGUAGCUUCACAAAUGGCCCAACAGAAGGAGUUCAAUCUUAAAAAACCAUCCUCGUACCACUAUGAUAUCUUUUUGCUUGGAAUUAUGACUUUGUUUUGUGGCUUACUUGGACUUCCACCUUCAAAUGGAGUUCUUCCUCAAUCACCAAUGCAUACAAGGAGUCUUGCUACCCUUAAAAAGCUGCUACUUCGAAAGAAAAUGGUGAAGAGUGCACAAGAAGGCAUGGAAAAGCAAGCAAGCAAAUCAGAGAUUUAUGGGAGAAUGCAUGAUGUAUUCAUUGAGAUGGAUGCAUCUACGACUCCUACAGUGGACAAAGAGCUGAAAAGUUUGAAGGAUGCUGUGAUGAAUGAUGAUGAUGAUGGAGAAGCUCAGAAUAAGAACUUUGACCCUGCUGAACACAUCGAUGCACAUUUGCCUGUGAGAGUUAAUGAACAAAGAUUUAGCAACUUACUGCAGUCCCUACUUGUAGGGUGUGCAGUAUUUGCCAUGCCUGUGAUAAAGAGGAUACCAACCUCAGUCCUUUGGGGGUACUUUGCCUACAUGGCAACUGAUAGCCUCCCCGGUAAUCAAUUCUGGGAAAGAUUGGUACUACUCUUUAUUCCUCCUGGACGGCGAUUCAAAGUGUUGCAGAAUCUCCACGCCUCAUUCGUGGAGCUGGUACCGUUCAAAUACAUUGCUGCCUUCACAUGUUUCCAAUUUAUAUAUCUGUUGAUUUGCUUUGGGAUAACAUGGAUACCGAUUGCUGGGAUACUAUUCCCAUUGCCUUUCUUCAUUAUGAUAAGUAUAAGAGAGCAUGUUCUACCAAGGUGGUUCCCACCACAGUACCUUCAGGAAUUAGAUGCAGCUGGAUAUGAAGAAAUUGCUGGCCAUUCAUUUCGUUCAAGGAAUACGUCUUUCAAGGAUGGAGAACCGUGCAACCUUAGGCGAAGUCAAGCAUAGGGCUAUGAGCAUCAAUGAAAGGAAUGAAAGGUUUCAGGUUCAUCCAGAUGAUGAGUCUCGAACGUAAGACCAGUGAAUUGCGA